AUGCAGGCCACUUGCAGGCUAUUUGCAGCCGUAUGCAGUUCCGAUGCCGCGUACAAGCAUGCCUUGGUUUCGGAGUUACCCGUUGCUUGCCUCCUGUACCACUCUGGGCGGGCUGCAAUGGGAUUUCUGAGCCGAUGCGCCACAGUGCGGAAUCCGGCCGCGCUGCUCCGGCUAGGUAUGGUUGCCUUAUUCUGGCUUGGCCACCGUAGAGGUGGUAUACAGACCGUGACCGAGGCAGCAGAGUUGGGAGAUGUGGAGGCCUGCUACCUCUCUGCGAUGCUGCUACUGUCGCUUAACGACAAGGACGAUGAUGAAAUCCGCCGUGGAUUUGCAUUUUUCAAUGUGGUCUGUGAGUCCAGUGCAGUUGAAAGAUACAGAGAGGUGUUCACGCAGGUAUUUGCGGGCCCGUGGUCGGAGAUAAACCCGACGGACCCAACAGAGGCCAUAGCAUGCCGUUUCGGUAGUUGUUCUACCCGCGGAACAAUUGGUAUUGCAAGCGACUUGUCCGGUGUGUCAUGUGUGCAAUGCCUGGCCGAGCACAAGGUGCGAAAUUUCCUCGUGACUGUUUACGUUUAA
Molecule: messenger RNA, 576 nt
Organism: Arachis ipaensis
Lineage: Eukaryota; Viridiplantae; Streptophyta; Magnoliopsida; Fabales; Fabaceae
Source: RefSeq, a predicted model, not a curated record